Acanthosepion pharaonis is the source of this 630-nucleotide messenger RNA. Lineage: Eukaryota; Metazoa; Mollusca; Cephalopoda; Sepiida; Sepiidae. The record is from the annotation of a GenBank genome assembly.
AUGUCAACGCGUCCGGCUAUUAUUACACCAUCUAUCUAUCUAUCUAUCUAUCUAUCUAUCUAUCUAUCUAUCUAUCUAUCUAUCUCAUCGUUAUCUAUCUAUCUAUCUAUCUAUCUAUCUAUGUCCAUCUGUUCAUUAUCUAUCUAUCUAUCUAUUUAUCUAUCUAUCUAUGUCAAUCUAUCUAUCUAUCUAUCUCAGCCUGUUCAUAUCUAUCUACAUAUAUAUAUAUAUUAUCUGUUCAAAAAUGUUAGUCUAUCUAUCUAUCUAUCUAUCUAUCUAUCUAUCUAUCUAUCUAUCUAUCUAUCUAUUUUUUGCUGUUUCCAUUUUCUAUCUAUCUAUCUAUCUAUCUAUCUAUCUAUCUAUCUAUCUCAGUUUGUCCAUUAUCUAUUCAUCUAUCUAUCUAUCUAUCUAUCUAUCUAUGUCAAUCUUCUGUUCGUUAUCUAUCUAUCUAUCUAUCUAUCUAUCUAUCUAUCUAUCACAAUCACAUACCGAAUGGUUGAAACCAAGUUAACGGAUUCGGCUAUUGUCUUAAUUUUUUAUACUUUUUCUAUCUAUCUAUCUAUCUAUCUAUCUAUCUAUCUAUCUAUCUAUCUAUCUUCGUCUAAUAUAUCUAUCUAUCUGUGUCUUUAA